CCAUAGUUUUUGGCGUUCUUCAAGAAGGCCAAUGUUUAUAGUUAUUGAUCCGGCGAAGAAAGAAAUGCUUUUUUGUGGAUCCUUCAUCAAGAAGGAUGAUAAGGAUUUUCCGAGACGGAUCAUCGCCUGGCUCACAGUUUAUAUUAUGUCCGUACUGAUGCAUCAGUAUGUGUGCAUCUUAAAGGCACGAGCCAAUGCCUGUACAGGUAUAGAACUAUGGAAAAAGAUAGCGGAACUGGCACGUCGUGCAUACACGCUGUUAGCGAAGAAAUCACCUGAUGACCCUGCUGAGGGUGAGCAGCAGUUCAAUGACGGAAUCACCCUCCUCCAGGAAAGCACGGCGAAUUGGCCAGGGGACCCAGAGCCAUUCAUGGAAGCGAUCAAUAAAAUCAGGGUCAAAAACGAAGAAUAUGUAACCAAGUUGACAAGUCGAUGCCGAGUCCUUGAUAUGUGCAGGGAGCUAUAACCGAGAGUUGGAUGGGCAGAAGAAUCAAUUACAUAGAUUCUGUACCCAAUGAAUAAUAAAGAUCUAAUUAUAUUCGGAAGCAGACUAGAAACAGAGCAAUGCGAACUAAAGAUGAACUCCAUGCAAUAAGCAUAAUGAGUCAGACUUUGGUAUGUACCUACUAACAUAUUGUAUAGUCAGACGAUAGACAAGACGCACGAGGGUAAGGAAGGUGAAAUUGCCGAUUCAGUUCUGUGACGCGCGUAUGAUGGAGAUUCUCCAGGUCCAGUCGAAGACUUCGUCUGGCACCGGAUUCUUCUUCCAGAACAUCAUGAAUGGCGCAGCUCGACACCAAAGGCUGC
Guyanagaster necrorhizus is the source of this 807-nucleotide messenger RNA. RefSeq lists its product as uncharacterized. The transcript is spliced from 4 exons. The record is from RefSeq and is a predicted model, not a curated record. NCBI's taxonomy places the organism in Eukaryota, Fungi, Basidiomycota, Agaricomycetes, Agaricales, Physalacriaceae. The coding region runs from base 32 to 466 and encodes 144 amino acids.